AAAUAACAAGAAGAGCCACGCAGAAGAGCUGGCAUCUCUAGAGCAAGACUUGAAGACAGAAAAUAAGAAGAGAGUAAUGCUUCAGUGGAAGCUAUUGUACUUAGCAAAGCAGAGAAAACUCUUUUUCUCAGAGGAGGAGAAUAUAAACAGAAAAGUUAAUGAAAGAAUAGAUGCUGGCAAAAAAAGGCAUGCUGAACUACUUCUGGAGAUUGAAGACCUUGAGAAAGAGCUUUUUCAGUCUGAAAACCAAAUCAAAGCCCUGAAUGAAGAGGCAAGUAAGAGGGAAAAUGAUUACAGGAAUUAUAAUGAGGAUUUUACAAACAAAAUGAAAUGUCUGGAGAAUGACAUCAAAACUGCAACUGAAAAUCUACUUAAAAAAGAACAAGAAUUAAACAUAAGCAGGCUAACCUUGGAAGAAACCCAGAGAGAAACAGAACAGAAGUAUGCAAAAUACGAAGAACUGAGGAAAUCAUUUUUAGCAAAGAAAGAUGAAGAGGUACGAGUCAAAAGAGCCAUUCAGGAGUCAAUCAAAACUACUGGGAAGCUCAAGGAGGACAUGCUGGAGCUGAGGAACAAAUUGCAGAUCAAGCGUGAUGCUGCAGUUGUCCAACUGAAAAACCAUACAGAGACUAUGAAGCUGCUAGAGCGAGACAUCUAUGAGAUCAACAGGAAACUUGACAUUGUGAACACUGAGAACUGCAGACUCAAACUAUGCAAUGCGCAGCUAAAAGAAGAUAUUUUUGCAAUGAAUUCUGAAGCAGAAAAUCACAAGUCAGCAACAGUCAAAAUCCUGAAUGACCUAGCAGUGCUUCAUGAUCUUCUUCUGAAGGGCUGGUCAGAGGAGAGCUUUAUUCAAAAGGAAUUUCUGGAGAAUGAGCAGGAAAUACUGAACGUAGUGACAGCUCUAACAACAAAAAUUCAACAACGAGAGGAAAAGAUUGGUGAUAUUAAUAGCCAGCUACAAAAUAAGCUGGAAGGACUGGAUUCUCUGGUUGCCAAAAAAUCUAGAAUGGAUGAUCGCUGUUUUGCUGAAGGAGAAAGCACUGGAGCCCAGCAGGACGGUCAGUAUUUGGGGAUGCCGUGCAAGGUUCAUGGGGUUGCACUGCCUUCCUGUGAGUUCUGCUUCUAA
Molecule: messenger RNA, 1129 nt
Organism: Phaethon lepturus (White-tailed tropicbird)
Lineage: Eukaryota; Metazoa; Chordata; Aves; Phaethontiformes; Phaethontidae
Product: GRIP1-associated protein 1-like
Exons: 10
Source: RefSeq, a predicted model, not a curated record